AUGGCAUCAAAAUUAAUUAAUUACAAUAACAAUAUUUCCUUAAAUUCUUCCAAAAUUUGUUUAUCUCAACACAAUUUGCGUCUUUCUGCUCAUUUUGUUGAGAAAAUAUUUAUUGGAAUUUUAUUGCCUCCAAUUAUUUUGUUUGGUUUAAUUGGGAAUUGUUUAAAUCUUUUAAUUUUACUUGGAGGAAAUAAAAGAAAAAUUGCUAGGAUUAUUUUGGGUGUUUGUUUUGAACGUUUUAUAGCAAUCAGUAACCCUUUAAGUAUUCAUAAAAGUCGACCUUUUGGUAUUAAACUGUUUUUGGUUAUAGUUAUUAUUGCUACUUUUUUGUUAACUUUUUAUGUUCAUUUAAGUUAUCAAUGUAUUAUUAAAACAUUUUGCAAUGGAAGUCAAUUAUAUUCUUUUUGUUUCAACAUUGAUUCAAAAAAAUGGCAAACAAAUAAUUCUUUUCUGGCUAAUUCUCAAUUAAUUUAUUUGUAUUUACAUUAUAGUCCUAUAAUUCAUGCAGUUUUUGUAGUUUUUCUUCCAACAGUUUUAAUUAUUUUUUCAAAUUUAGGACUUUUAUUUGCUUUAUAUAAAAGAAAUUACCUUUCCGGAUUUAUUGGCCAUUCUGAUAGUUUAAAAACAACAAAAUCUUUGGAUUUAAACAGAAAAAGUAUUUGUUUAAAUACAUUUCGUGUUGAAUAUCGUGUUACUUUUAUUGUGACGCCAUCAGCAAUUAUUCAACUUUUUGUCGGCCCAGUUUCAGCAAAAGAUCCUUAUGUUACCCUUAGAGCUUUAACUGUCUUCCUUGUUACUUUAGGCAAAUCUCUUAAUUUUGUUAUUUUUUGUUUAAAUUCUGCUAGCUUCCGUUCACGUUUAAUUAAUUUUGUUAAUUCAAAAAUUAAUCAAAAAAGGUGUUUUAUAUUAAUAAAAAAUAUUUACUCAUAUAUUAAUUUUUUUAAAGAUUAA
Molecule: messenger RNA, 951 nt
Organism: Meloidogyne enterolobii
Lineage: Eukaryota; Metazoa; Nematoda; Chromadorea; Rhabditida; Meloidogynidae
Source: the annotation of a GenBank genome assembly